AUCCCAGCGAGGUGGAACAGACGAGGGAAGCACGAAAAGAGAAAAUAAAGUUAGAAAAAAAAAGAAGAAGAAAGAAACAAUAAUACUCAAUUUAUUUUUCUUCCAGAAACGCGUUUAGAUUUGCAGCCUCCUCCUCCUCCUUCUUCUUUUGCUCGUCUUCUCCACCAAAUCUGAGUGUCUUCUUCAAGUUCUUUGCUCGGAGGUGUUCUUAUUUUCGUAGAGUUCAGACGUUUACUGCUCAUUUGAUUCAAUCUAGAUCCAGAUUCUGUAUCUGAAGACUCUGAUCUACCAAACGAAAUGGCCGGUAACUUCAAUCCUACAGUUGGGUCGUGUGUGUGGGUGGAGGACCCUGACGAAGCAUGGAUUGAUGGUGAAGUUGUAGAGGUUAACGGCCAGGAGAUCAAAGUGCUAUGCACUUCAGGGAAACAUGUUGUUACAAAAGCAUCUAAUGUUUAUCCGAAAGAUACGGAAGCACCAGCAUCUGGAGUGGACGAUAUGACAAGACUUGCUUAUUUGCAUGAACCCGGAGUUCUACAGAAUUUGCAUUCAAGAUAUGAUAUUAAUGAGAUUUAUACUUAUACAGGAAGCAUACUGAUUGCUGUUAAUCCAUUUAGAAGACUUCCCCAUCUCUACAGUAGCCAUAUGAUGGCACAGUAUAAAGGAGCUGCUUAG
Molecule: messenger RNA, 672 nt
Organism: Brassica napus (rape)
Lineage: Eukaryota; Viridiplantae; Streptophyta; Magnoliopsida; Brassicales; Brassicaceae
Product: myosin-6-like
Exons: 4
Coding region: 298-672 (124 amino acids)
Biological process (GO): actin filament organization; root hair elongation; vesicle transport along actin filament
Cellular component (GO): cytoplasm; actin cytoskeleton; myosin complex
Molecular function (GO): actin filament binding; ATP binding; microfilament motor activity
Source: RefSeq, a predicted model, not a curated record